AUGCCCGCCACUGCGCCACUGGCCGACGCGCUGCCCCCUGGCGGACUAGCGCCGCACGACGGGACUUCGCUGCGUGCACGCUCUCCCGUUCGCCGUUUACGCGCGCCAACUUCGCGCACGGAGUUGACAGUGGCGGUUGAAAGGCGGCUUUCGCCGGUAACGUACUGGUGUGCGGCGGGAGUGCGUGUGUUUCAUUUGUUUUGUUUCACUCCGCCGUGUGGUGACAACGCCCGGUGGGGCCGCGGUGGUGGUGCGGAGGAAUCGAUACCGCGGUGGGAGCGGCGAAGG
Molecule: messenger RNA, 288 nt
Organism: Iphiclides podalirius (scarce swallowtail)
Lineage: Eukaryota; Metazoa; Arthropoda; Insecta; Lepidoptera; Papilionidae
Source: the annotation of a GenBank genome assembly